AUGGUGUCAACAAGAGCACAGCAAACCAAGGGCCGCACGACUCGAGCACAAGGGUCCAGCAAAGUCAACAUUACCACCCAGGUCACACAAGUCUCCACCACCGUGUCCGCUAGUGCCAGCACAGAUGUCGCUAUGCCAGAUGUCAGCAUUGCCACCGCUUCCACCGCUUCUUCUGACCAGACAUCGAAUAGCGCUCGUCGUCUUAUUGUCACUUUCAAGCUUGGUCCUCGUCUUCGGCAAUUCGGGGUUACCGGCACGAAUGUUGUUGUGGCUUCCAAGGUCGAUAUCAAGGAGAAGCCCAAGCGAAAUAAAUCAGUCCGUCAACAAGCUGCUGCCAUUGCCAGGGGGAUCAAACGCGAGUCCACUGAUCAAGAUCUUGACACUUCGCCACCCAAGAAAAGCAAGCAGGCUCAUGGGGAGGACGAGGACGAGUUUGAACCAGACCAUGCAAUGACACAAGCUCUAGGCAUUCCUACCGCCGGUCGCGCACUUCGUGGUCGAGGAGGAGACGGCACAGUCACGGGGCGGAUCAAGGCUACUCGAAAGGCAAAGGAAGACCUCCGUGGCCCCUUUAUCACUCUUCAGUCCAAAGGUCUAGGCAUGUUCUUGAAGAAACUGAGAAAGCGCCGUCCCGCAACGCCUUACACGAACACCCAACGAUUCCAGUUCGGCCACGACCACCUGUGGUAUUGGACAUCGCCGAGCCCGUAUAACAUCCGCAAGGUCUACGAGAUACUGGACGAGGAAAAGCCUGCCAUCAAUGAGGCUGCCGCACUGGAAGGAACAGCAACCAACCCAUUCCAUGCAAGCGUCGGCAUCUCUGUCGACUCCAUCGUCCGCGUCAUCUUGUCUCAGGCCUGCACAAACGAAGCGGCACUGGAUGCACAGCAGGCAAUGCUCCUUGCAUAUCCUUAUCGCGUCGGACACACAUGGGUCACAGGACAGAAGCCGAACUAUCACGCAAUGCGCGUCCAGAGUCUGACAAAGCUGGAAAAGGUGCUGAAAAAGGCCGGUCUUGCCAACAAGAAGCCAAAAGCGAUCAAAGACAUCCUUGACAUCGUCUAUCAAAGAAAUGUCGCGCUUCUUGACCCACUUGAGGUUGGUGAAGUCCUUUACGAUGGCAACGAGAGAGGUGCCUCUGACUUCGUACCUGGCCUGCUGUCUGUCGACUAUUUCUGGGACAUCUACCGACAAGAGGGCAAGCAAGCUCUCCUUGAUCACCUUGUGUCUCUCCCGUUGAUCGGUGUCAAGUCUGCAUCCUGCUUGAUGUGCUUCAACAUGUCGUUGCCUGUCUUUGCCGUGGACACUCACGUCGCCGGAAUGGCAAAGCUGCUCGACAAGAUCAAGCUUUCCCUCCACCAGGCUUUCUGGAACCAUCGUCGGAAGUGUGCACGCUGCAGUGCACGAAACAACCCAUCCAGCUGGGUCUACAACAAUACCACCUGUCCACUGGAGCUCCUUGUCAAACGUCCGCAGCCAAAAUCCGACGAAAACAAGCCGGCCAAGCUUCAGACCAGCCCACCGAGGCAGGUUACCAAGAAAGAGCCUAGCGACGAGGAGCGGGUCGCGCAGGGACUUGUCAAAGUCACGUACGAGAUUGACGACGACUUUGAUGCCGCAGGCGGUACGGGGGUGAAGAGAACGAUCUGGAUCCGCGAUUUCAGUGCGGAAGAGUACGAUCCUGUGGACGAAAAGGAGUUUAUUUAUGAGGAAAUUUCGAUUGAUUUCAGACAAAAGGCAGCAUAG
Messenger RNA from Fonsecaea nubica, 1746 nucleotides. RefSeq lists its product as hypothetical. Gene Ontology annotation, molecular function: catalytic activity. Bases 1 to 1746 code for a protein of 581 amino acids. NCBI's taxonomy places the organism in Eukaryota, Fungi, Ascomycota, Eurotiomycetes, Chaetothyriales, Herpotrichiellaceae. The transcript has 3 exons. Gene Ontology annotation, biological process: DNA repair. The record is from RefSeq and is a predicted model, not a curated record.